This is a messenger RNA of Tupaia belangeri chinensis (Chinese tree shrew), 5776 nucleotides long. RefSeq names its product regulating synaptic membrane exocytosis 4 (gene RIMS4). The transcript is spliced from 6 exons. Lineage: Eukaryota; Metazoa; Chordata; Mammalia; Scandentia; Tupaiidae. Gene Ontology annotation, biological process: positive regulation of synaptic transmission; regulation of synaptic vesicle exocytosis; regulation of membrane potential. The record is from RefSeq and is a predicted model, not a curated record. Gene Ontology annotation, molecular function: transmembrane transporter binding; small GTPase binding. The coding region runs from base 1 to 801 and encodes 266 amino acids. Gene Ontology annotation, cellular component: presynaptic membrane; cytoskeleton of presynaptic active zone.
AUGUCAGAAGCCAGAGCGUGCCAAAAUUGGGGGAAUGGCUCACCAAGUGGUGCCGAGGGGGACCUGGGCAUCGUUCAUGGCGCAGAAGGUGACAGCCGGAGGCUGAAGGGCGCCAUCCAGAGGAGCACGGAGACCGGGCUGGCAGUGGAGAUGCCCAGCCGGACGCUGCGCCAGGCCAGCCACGAGUCCAUCGAGGACAGCAUGAACAGCUAUGGCUCGGAGGGCAACCUUAACUAUGGGGGCGUUUGCCUGGCAUCGGACGCGCAGUUCAGUGACUUCCUGGGCAGCAUGGGACCAGCACAGUUUGUGGGCCGCCAGACCCUGGCCACCACACCCAUGGGGGACGUGGAGAUCGGCUUGCAGGAGCGGAACGGCCAGCUAGAAGUGGACAUCAUCCAGGCUCGUGGCUUGACAGCCAAGCCAGGCUCCAAGACACUGCCAGCGGCCUACAUCAAGGCCUACCUGCUAGAGAACGGCGUCUGCAUUGCCAAGAAGAAGACCAAAGUUGCUCGAAAGUCACUGGACCCGCUGUACAACCAGGUGCUGCUGUUUCCUGAGAGCCCCCAGGGCAAAGUCCUGCAGGUGAUCGUGUGGGGAAACUACGGGCGGAUGGAGCGGAAGCAGUUCAUGGGCGUGGCCCGCGUGCUGCUAGAGGAGCUGGACUUGACCACCCUGGCCGUGGGCUGGUACAAGCUCUUUCCCACCUCGUCCAUGGUGGAUCCGGCCACGGGUCCCCUGCUCCGGCAGGCAUCCCAGUUGUCCCUCGAGAGCACCGUGGGGCCCUGCGGCGAGCGAUCUUAGUGCUGGGGAUGGGAGGGGCUCCUGGAGACCACCCAGCCCUGACCUGGGACCCCAGGCCCAGGGGCACAUUGAACAGAGGAGGAAGCAGAUGGGGAGACCUGCCCCCCUUGGGCCCUCCUCACCCCUUCUUUGCCUCCUACCCUGAGACCUUCCCUCUCCCAAUGGGAUUGGCUGCACUUUUGACUUGGCCGGUUCUUGACCUGGUGGGUGUAAGCUGCAGCUGGAGAAAGGCGAGACUGGGGCGGCAGAGCAGACCACUCCCCUGCCCCAAAUGCUGUCCAGCCUGUCCCCCCCCCUUUGCCUCCUCGGAAGCUCGCUGCCCGGAGCCAAGUCCAGAACCCAGCCGGCCAUCUCCAUGGUGCCAAUUACCAGCAAGUGUCUUUCCUGCGGCACCGGGUUCAGGCAGCUACUCCUGCCCUAGAGCCGACGGGGCAGCUUUGCAAGGAUCCGGAGCCAGCUCCCGGGGGCCCAAAGCCCCCACUUGAAGAGGAGCUUGGGCCUCCCUCUGCCUGCCCGUGGAAGGAGCUUUGCCGCAGCCUGUCCGAGUCCAUCUGUCCAUCCCCUCCUGCCUGCCCCUCUUCUGGUGGCUCUAGGAAUUGAGGUUGAGCAGGGACCAGAGGGAAGGAGGAGGUAUAACCCCUAGGGCCUUGCUCCAGGGAAUAGCACCAGUUAGUUCGGGAACUGCUGUUGGACUGGAAGACUUGUCAUCUGUGUUUUGGUGGAGCAUCUGUGUGACACUGAGUUUCCAGCACCCCAAGCCCAGAGAGCUCACCAUCUCCACAUUUGGGGGGUGCUGGAUUUGGAAUGGGGGGAGGCUGAGGAAGACUGGGACUGGUUGUGCCAAGGUAAGGGUUUCCCAAAUGGGAGAAGCCCUCCUUAUUGGAUGAGGUCAAAGGUCAUCUUAUCUACCCCUCUGCCUCCAGGGUAGGGGCCUGGGGAGGCAAUAGAGCCCCCCUAUUUUAGUCUUUUUAAACAAACCAUCCUAUUCUGGGGCAGAGCCCACUGCCCCGGCCUCAACUACCUUGGCUCAAGGGAAGUUGGUGGUUGGAGAGUGAGCGGUGAGAAUAUGAGAACUGGGAGACUCCUUCUCAAGCAGGCCUGGGUAGCCUUCCCAGCCGGCCCUCCCUGGGGCCUGCAGGAGCCCUUUUGCAUGCAGGGAGGACGCAGGCUGGCCCCUCUUUCUAGAAGCACAUUUCUGCCACCUCCCCUGGGAGGUACCCAGCAGCCUGCCAUUCCUCUUUACCUAGUCCCUGCUGUGUAGGGUGUAGUCCAGGUUAGCUGGGUAGUUAAUGUCCUGAGCCCCGGGGCCUGUUCUUAGCUCAGACCUAGUCCUUGCAGAGCCCCGGGACAGGGUGGGGAGGAGGAGACACGAGUACAUUCCAGGAGACUACCGUCUUCUCACUGGCUGGGCCUGGAUCAGGCAGCCUGGUUCAUGGGAGGCCAGCCCCUCCUCGUCUGCCCCACCUCCCCGUCUCCCCUGUAGGAUUGUAGCUGGAGCUGCCAUUAUACUCACGUGAUCUCAUUUAUUUCCCUUGGGCCUGCCUUUCUUUCUGAGGACUCCUGGGAAGUGCUGGGCCUUGGCGGAGGGGCCCCAUCUCCAUUAGACAUGAGGAUGCCGGGCUGUGUUUGGUUCCUUCCUGUCCCUGGUCCCCCCAGGUGGGUCCUUCUACCUGGACAUUCUCCUCUCCUCUGGCCUGUUAAGCCCUAGGCAUCCUUUAAAGUUCUGGUCCAGUUAACAUCACGUCCAUGGAGCUUCUUGCCCUGCCCUGGGAAGGGGAGAUGGCAGCCCCUUUCAUCCAGGUGGUCAAGGCUGGGGCAGGAGGAGGCAGGGCUCCCAAAGGACCCCUGCAUUGAAGGCCCAGAAUCAGCGCUGCCCCAUCCGUGUUUCAGUGUGGUUUCUCUGCGGUCUGUUUAUUACUUGCCAUUUGGAAUAUUCUGAGCCAGGAGAGCACCUGUCUCCAACCGGCAUUGCUGUGUUGUUAGGGGCUAGCUUUUCAAAGGGGGCAGAGCCUGGCUGUCCCCGCCAGAAGGAGAGGGGCAGGAGCUCCCUCUCCCCCAGCCUGAGCCCUCCCUCCGUGUCUGCACAGCCUUUAUGGAGAGGCAGAGGGUGCUCCGAAGCAAUAACACCACCCUGGGGGUGGCCAGGGAGGGCCCCCUCAGUGACUUUCUUGUUCGUUCUGUGGUAUCUCACUCACCUCCUGGAGGGGUGGGGUGAGGAGGGGCUGGAGCCCUGUUUCUUUGUGUCAUCGUGCGAGCGUGUGCCCCUUUCCAAGGGGCUGUGACCAUUGGGUGUGGCAACCACCGUCUGUCCUCACCAUGGGAUUGGGGUUGGGGAGGGGGACUGACUUCAUUAGCUUUGGGGAACCGGCCUGGUCCUGCUGCUGUUGCACUCCACCAUUUGGAGAGGAGCAGAGAGGGUGGGGUUGAGGGACUUUGGGGGGCUGGCAUCUCUAGGUGUUGAUUCUUCUUUCAGUCUCUGGGUCCAGGUCAUGUGUAGGGGUGCCAUGGAGGGGCCAUCUCCCCUUUCCUUCUCCUGAAUCCCCUUUUCGUACUGAAGGAAAGGGGCCUUUGGGACCAUUUGUCCAUUUCCAUUUUACGGACAAGGAGACUGAGGCCCACUACAGGGGAAGAGCCACCCCUGGGGUCACCUAUGCAGCCAGAGGCACCCCUAGUCUGGGUCUCCUAGAGCCAGGGCAGGACAGAGUGGGGCCCCUGCUUGCCACUCUUCUUUCUUUCUUUGGAGUCUCCUAGUGGUCCUGAAAAGGUGGGCAGGACAAGCUGUAGCCCAUCAGAGAGGCUAGGAAACUAAGGCCCAGACACCGGAAGUAGCUCACCCAGGAGCCCUCUGCAAGUGAGCGAUGGGGGCAGAACCAGGGGCUCCACUGUGCCUCCUUCAGGCAGCAGGAGACCAUUGCUCCCAGCAAUGCCAGGACCUCACCGCCUGCAGGUCCAGCUCCCUGGCUCAGUGUCUUCUGGCCUGCUUUGAGGGAGAGGGUUGCCAGGGAGACAGCCCAGGCCAGCUGAAGAAGGGUGUGCAGGACCAGCUGGAGGGAGAGUUAAAGGCAAUUCCUGCCUGGGACUGUGUGGGAGCUGACUGUGGGGACCUAUGCGUAGGGAAACCCUCACAGAACCUUCAACUGCAUGGAGACCUGGCCUUCCCGUUGUGCAUUUCAGACCUGUUUUCAGUGCUUGCCCUCGAGUGCACCCUUUGACCUUACAGGAGCUCCUGAGAAGUGGGGGGGGGAAGGGGGAGGAGUGAUUUCCAGCUCCAUUUUAAAGAGAGGGAAACUGAGGUCCUGGGAGAGGAAAGAUGUUUGCCUGAGGCCCCACUGUGAGCUGGUGGCCGAGCUAGGACUAGAACUCAAUUCUCCAGCAGUUCAGAGCUUUCGUCUGCACCAGGGGGUAAAGCAGAUGGUUUGGGGGAGAGGGUGAUGCACUUUACAUGCUGAUUCACCAUUUGGGUCCUUCGACCCUGAGCUCCAGGGCACAUUGCAGUGUUGAGAAACUCCCUUCGAGGCACGGCUGUUGCAUCAGGCAAGGUCACCUGCCUUUAUUUAUUGAGCGGCAGUGCUGUGCCAGGCCAGGGGACCCAGCCCCUCCUGUCCCCUGUAGCCAUUCCCUCGAGGCCUGUGUCUGUAGAGCAGCAGCGCAGAGUGGCAGCAGCGCGCGUGUCCCAGCUCACCUGACUCAAGCCCCAGGUGAGGGCAAAGGAGACCUGCACUGGGGCCGAAGAGUCACCUCUGGGGCCCUUUCACUCUGCGACAGCCUCCUGAGAGGGGACAGGGAACCCGGCUCCUCAGGCUGGGGGCCUCUCCAUCUACCCACCUUCUUCCCUCAUUCCCUCUCCAGAGCAGGAGCCACCCAGGCCUUGGGGAGGGAGGGUGUCGGGGCCCCUGGCUUGGAGCGGGCCCCGCUGCAUUGUGUUCAUGACCAUGUAGCUCAUGUCAAAUAUUAAAGUUUUUGGCUUUUCUAAUCUGGCUCGCUCUCACUUUGUGUCAACCGUUCUAUCUGGGAAACUAAAAUAAACGUAUUUUAAGGGGCCGAGUGCUACAGGCUGCCCGAAUGCCACUGUGGGGCUCUGUUAAUGCUCCCUUUUGGGGCAGGGGGCCCCUUUCUGGGAAGCCCUGGCAGAGAUGCACGGGAGGGAGCAGGGCCCUGAGUGAAUCCAGUCAUUUUACACGUGUGGAAACUGGGGCUCAGGGAGGGGGUGAGACUACCCCAGGUCACAUACUGGUGAUUGGUGGGACCCAGAAGGGAGCUCCUACAGCACAGGGCUUCAUGCAGGUGGCCCCAGUGAUGGGGUGUCAGAAAGCCCCCCCUUUGUCCUGAAGUGGAGCUGGCUUGGGCCUGGGGCACACUCACACAUGGGCCAGUUCCUCUCCAUAUACCUGGCUGACCAGAAUGAGAAACCAUUUCAGUCUUUACUGCAGACUGGCCGGUUUGUCCUCCCACCCGCCUCCGCCCCCAGACCUUCAGUGGUUCCCACUGGCCCAUCUCUAUGCCCCUGCACUUCUCAAACUGGUCUCUGAGCGGAUCUCAAUGUCGAGACUUGUGCACUUCCCCUACUGCACACACACACACUCACACACACACACACACAAAAACCCUGCCGUCCUGUCACAGCAGGAGUAGCCACCUGUUUCCGCUCUGGAGGGCCAGCUAGAGACGCAGACCCUGUGAGAAGCUGCUGGCCACGCCCUCCUGCUAUGAUUGGAACUGCAAGGGCUUUGCACCUGCAGGGUGACUGCAGCUUCUCGCUGGUGCUAAUGAUGCUACUUUAACCCAUGUUUGGAGAGGUGGGGGAGGGCCCUAGCCACAGAGGUAAUGCUCCUGGCAGAAAACUGCAGUAAGGCCCCUCACCCCUCUCUGAGCCCCGAGCUCCGAGGCCCUGGGAGGGUGCACUGCGAGUUGAAGCCAGCCCCUCCCCUUCCAGGCUCUAUCCACCCCGGUCGAGCUGUCAGAUGGACUUCCGCCG